Messenger RNA from Larimichthys crocea (large yellow croaker), 5531 nucleotides. RefSeq names its product pleckstrin homology domain containing, family G (with RhoGef domain) member 5b (gene plekhg5b). NCBI's taxonomy places the organism in Eukaryota, Metazoa, Chordata, Actinopteri, Sciaenidae. The record is from RefSeq and is a predicted model, not a curated record. The coding region runs from base 681 to 4154 and encodes 1157 amino acids. Gene Ontology annotation, molecular function: guanyl-nucleotide exchange factor activity. Gene Ontology annotation, cellular component: axon; plasma membrane; endocytic vesicle. The transcript has 21 exons. Gene Ontology annotation, biological process: Rho protein signal transduction; endothelial cell migration.
CGCUGACUGGCCGCCGUGUCUCUGGCGCCUCUAGCUGAAACACUGCGCCACUCGGCGGCGGAGACAGACAGACAGACUGCAUCGAGCCUUUGUGGGUCCAGGUUGUCUGAAUGAAUGGAGAGCCGACGGUUGAUCGGAGAGGGCGGCGAGACGAAGCGGCGGACGGUAUGUUGUGUUCAACUCCGGCGGCGCGUCGUGGAAAGUUAACAGAAGAAACCGCGUCUGUUUAUCUGCAGCUUUAACGCCACUGAAGACGAGUUUUCACCCGCUUCUCCGUUACUAUAUUCCGGCUAACACCGAGCGAGCUUCACCAGCAGCCAGCAGACGUUUUUUCGUUGGGACGUCGAGGAGUUUUUUCCUUUUUCAUCGCAUGUGUGCAGCCAGCAACAGGUCGUUUACAGCUUAAAAGCACGGCGUCCAACUUCUGCAGCCGUGUUAUUUACACAGACCCGUGUGAACUUUUCAUUGUGUGAUGCUUUUUGGACACUUCGUGCAUGCACCGUGAUGUGAGCUGCAGCUUUUGUGCUCGACACCGACCAAACAGAAACAGAUCCUGACCGAGCUGAGAGUGCACACACUGUGGGAAGAAUAUGAGAGGAGAAAGCUGCUGAUUUAAAAACAUUUAGCACUGAGAGGGACCUGCGAGGAAGCUUCUUCUUCAAGAAGGAUUGCAUGCAUAGAUGGUGCCAAACAAGUGGACCAUGAACUCAGUCCUGCACAAAUCGCCACCAAGGAGCUGGCUUGGUCUCAGAUUACGACUCAACGACAAGCCGGUCCAGGAGGAGGACUGGGUGGUGUGCCAGCACCCUGAGUGUCCUGAGCGCCGGAGGGCCUCUAAGGUUUGCCACCACCCGGACUGCCUCGACCUGAAUAACAAAAGCCCCCUUCACCUGUGUGAGUCAUGUGACUCACGCUGCCAUUCAGAGAACACAGACAACAUGCACUUUGACCGGCACCCCCGAUUCGACUUACAACCUCAAGCCUCCAUCCUGGCUCGGAACGUGUCCACGCGCUCCUGUCCCCCGCGCACCAGCCCUCCCUCCGACCUGGAGGAAGAGGAUGAGGGGAGCAACGACCGCGGGGAGCGUAAAACAGGGGGGAUGAAGCUGGUGAAAAAGAAGCCACGGAGACGACACACGGAUGACCCCAGCAAGGAGUGCUUCAGCCUCAAGUUUGAUCUCAACGUGGACAUAAACACAGAAAUCGUACCUGCAAUGAAAAAGAAAACCCUGAGAGAGGUCCUGGGUCCGGUGUUUGAAAGGAACGGCAUCGAGCUGUCACGGGUCGACUUGUUCCUCGAUCAGUCCAACACGCCACUGUCCCUCAACUUCGAGGCAUACCGUUUUGGAGGACACUACCUCAAAGUCAGAGCACGGCUAGGUGACGAGCUGAAGGUGGAGCAGAGUGUGAAGGACUUAAAGUCGCUCAGUCUGCCCAACAUGAAGCCCUCUGCAGGUCAGAGCCCCUACAUCCUCAACCCAGGCACCGAGAAGGUGGAGCACGGAUCUCUGGGACGCAAAGAAAGCAUCGAUCUGUUGGGUCAGGCUCGACGGAGGAAGAACAUGACAGAGUUCCUGGGGGAGACGAAUAUUCCGACCCCGGAUGCUCUGGGACAGAUCGGGGGCUCUCUGCCCAGCGUCGGAGCCGGGCCCGACAGCUGGAAGAACCGCGCUGCCAGCCGCUUCAGCGGCUUCUUCAGCUCCAACGCUGGAGCGGGACCCUUUGGCAAGGAGUUGGACCGUCUGGAGCAGCUGCAGAGCAAACUCCACUCCUACACGUUGUUCGGGCUGCCCAAGGUGCCGCGGCAGCUCUCCUUCCACCAGGACUCCUGGGAGGAGGAGGAGGAGGAGACCAACCUGGCACUGGAGGACAGUUGGCAGAUGCUGCUCGACAACCCAGAGACGCUGACGAGGCGACAGUUCCACCAGCAGGAGGCGAUAUGGGAGCUGCUGCACACGGAGGCUACCUACAUAAAGAAACUCCGAGUCAUCACUGAUCUGUUCCUGUGCGGGCUGCUGAACCUGCAGGAGAGCGGCCUGCUGACGGAGGUGGAGCCCGCCAAGCUGUUCAGCAACAUCCAGGAGAUCGUCCGCCUCCACACCUCCCUGUGGAACCAGGUCAUGCUGCCGGUCCUGGACAAGGCCAGGCAGGCUCGGGCUCUGCUCGACCCCACUGUCCUGCACCACGGCUUCAGGGCGUUUGGCUCGAGGUUCCAGCCCUACAUCCGUUACUGCAUGGAGGAGGAGGGCUGCAUGGAGUACAUGCGCACACUUCUCAGGGACAAUGAGCUCUUCAGGACCUACGUCACGUGGGGAGAGACCCACAAGCAGUGUAACCGUCUGAAGCUGGCCGACAUGGUGGCCAAGCCUCACCAGAGGCUGACCAAGUAUCCACUCCUGCUGAAGAGCGUCCUGAAGAAGACGGACGAGCCGUCGGCCCGCGACAUCGUCAACAGCAUGGUGGCCGCGGUGGAGCGCUUCAUCAACGGCGUGGACUCCCAGAUGCGACAGCGUCAAGAACAACAGAAGCUGGCCACAAUUUCCGCUCGCAUAGACUCGUACGAGGCUGUAGAGGGCAGCAGCGAGGAGGUGGAGAAGAUCCUCAAGGAGUACAACCGCUUCGACCUGAUGGCUCCCAUGACAGGGAUAUCACCAGAGGAGACUCGACAGCUGCAUCUUGAGGGAGCGCUGAGGAUGAAAGAAGGCAAAGACAGUAGGAUGGAGGUCUACUGCGUCCUGUUCACUGACCUGCUGCUAAUUACCAAGCCGGUGAAAAGGGUGGAGAAAGUCAAAAUCAUCCGCCAGCCUCUCUUCAUUCACAACGUCGUCUGUAAGGAGCUCAAAGACCCCGGCUCAUUCAUCCUCAUCUACCUCAACGAGUUUAAGAGUGCAGUGGCAGCCUACACUUUCCAAGCCAACAGCGCCGCCCAGGGGCGAAGCUGGAUCGAUGCAAUCUGCAACGUCCAGAACCAGCUCCAGAGGCUCCGCACCGAGGAGGUCCUCCGGCAGCAGAACAGUCUGAAGAGAUGUACGGAGGGUGAGGACGAAGAGGAGGAGGAAGACGAGAGCAGCAACUCCACCACGAGCUCCCCGUGCCUGAGGCACAAAGACCAGCAGAACUCGAGCCAAUCAGAUGGUUCCACUGAGACUCUGUCAGUGAUGGACAUCGAUGAACAAAGUGACCAAGAGCCUCCUUCCCCCAACAUGAACCUCGAGGGGGCCACGAAAAUAGACUCUGGCGCUCAGACGAGCCCCCACAGGAUUCCCAAUAUCAUUUUGUCGGAGCACCAGGAGAACGACGACGGCGACGAGCUGGACCCCCAGUGUCGCUCUCUCUCCAUGGACAGCGCCUACGGUACCCUCUCCCCCGAAUCCCUCCUGAGAGAACUUCAGCCACAGCCCGGCCAAAGCGAAGGAGAGGAGACCGAGGAGGACGAGGGAGACAGGGAGGCCGAGCGGGACGAGGUAGAAGAAGAAGAAGAAGAAGAAUUAGUAGAAGAAGAAGAGGAGGAGGAGGAGGAAGAGGAGGAUGCUGCCUCCUCAGUGGGGUCCCAGCAGUCAGUAGUCCAGUCCUCUAAACCUCGCCGGCGGCCUCACGUUCAGCCGCGGCCGCACUGCCUCCAGAGGCUGUCCAAACUGGCCUUAUCCCGCUCUGAGGACAAUCUCCUGCAGCGCCUCCACGGCGAGACCCCCACGUCUAACACGCACUGCUCCGAGGUGCAGGACCAAUCACAAUGUAGGGAAAUGGACCCAACGCCGCUGGCACACAGCAGAAGCCUCUCAGAGCUGGGCCAAAACUGGCUGGAGCUGUUCUCCAGCGACCUCGACCAGUCCGACGACUGCUUGAGCCUGAGCAUGCCCGCCGCCAAACUCUGCGCCAACCUGAGGAGGGCGGAGGCCAGGCACGGACACACGGCGCCUGCCAGACCGCAGGAGACCAACGAGUCCCCGAGCAACAGCUCGGACGGGGAAACGGCUCCAUCUGCCUGCGUCAUUAGGAAAAGCGAGUCAACGGCCAGCAGCAGCUCAGGGGAAGCGUCGCCCAAAAAGAGGAAAUCACCAGCACAGCAGCACAAGAAGCUGACACUGGCUCAGCUGUACAAGAUACGCACCACUCUCGUCCUCAACUCCACACUCACUGCAUCGGAGGUAUAACCACUCUUCCAAACAGCUGACCAGUGGCACGUGGGCAUAACAAGGAACAACACUUGUUUUGCUUCAAUGGACUGAAUCUCUUGAGACACAGAUGCACUCUCUCUCUUGCUGCCCUCUCCCUUCCUGUUGAUUUUUUUUUUUGGACACUGCAUUCGAACAAUAACUUUUUUAAUUAUUUUUGCUGUUGCAUUGGUUCCUGAAUUUUUCUCGAGUGGAAGGGAGAGGCAGAGAGACAUUAACUGCUUGCACUUUGCAACGGAAGUAGCAUUACGGGGCGGGCGGGGGGGAGGCUGGGACCUUUACGGUGGAAGCACGCAAGACAUGAAAGUCGCUGCCCGGAGGCGGAGGUUGCUCUGCGCCGGGAGAGGAGGUGGAGCUGCGGAGGGAUGGGGGGACGCUAAAGUCUUGAAAAACUCUACACUAGGACGUCCUCCUAAUAUUUGUACUACUCCUGGUUUGCUUCAAGAAAAGAAAAAAAAAUUGCACAGUUAUCUAUGUUUAGAAGAAUCACUAAGGAGUGAAUUUACAUUUACAGUCACACGAUGAAUUGUUGUUUGUGUCUGCUUGUGUACAGAUGUGUGUGUGUGUGAGUGAAUGAAUGUGUUUGAAUGAAACAUGGUCCUCGAUUCCUGACUGAACCAAAACAGAUUCCCAACUCCUGUGAAUACGCUAACACACCCAAAGAUGGAAGACCUCAGUCGACAGCCGACGAAACAGCGGCAUCACCUCCUUCUUUACCGUUAAACUACUAAUGCCAUCCUGGUAUGUGGAACUAAUGAGAAGAUGUGUUGAUUUCCUAAAAAAAAGAAGAAAAGACUGAACAUGGGUGACUAAAAGUGUUGUUCCUGCACUAUAUAUAUAUAUACACAUAUAUAUACUACGGUUUGAGUGUCCACUCACUCCUGAGGCCUGUGUACACGAGCGCACAGGUCGGUCAUCGUAAAGAAGAAGUCGACACUCGAGUGACGCCUUGUGUUUCGUUGUGAUGGCGAUACUAAUCAGAGGUUGGGGUUGGAUGUUCUGUAACGAGUGAAUCUGCAGAGCUGGCUUUAGUUGAAACACUUUUUUCCCCCCCAGGAGAUUUCAAAAUAAAAGCCACCACAGGAAGUUCAGUUGAUUUCUAACUUUUAUUCCAAACAUGGCCCAAACCAAAUAGGUUAACUCUGUUUACUUUUUUUGUUUGUGUAAUAUUUAUUAUGCCUGCUAUGUUUUAUAUAUAAGAUAUUGUUUAUAUUGUUUGCUUCCAUGAUUUGUACAUUUUUUUGGGUGUAGUCUUAAUAAUUUCAUGUGCUAUGAACCAAAAUCAUGUGUUUCCUCUUUCAGGAAUGACUUUAAAGUGUCUUACAAAAUAAAAACGCUGAAAUACUUAAAACACAA